GCCCCAUUCUCCUCCUCCUCCCUAUGGGAUCCCCCGGCUCACGACAUCGACAUCGCAGCCUUCGUUAACACCAACGAUCAGCUGCAUGCUCUCAAACACUCGGAUGCCCAGGCACAUGCAAGCAAACACCGUGCUCUCGGCAAGCAAAGAGCCCAAGCAUGGCCUCAGAGUCUCACAGAGCAUGGAGCAAUGCUCGGCUCCUCUACACGGCCACUGAGACUCUACGGAAGGGGGGAGAGGCCGUGCCCCAUGCUGCCUCGACUCACAAGAGAGAGAGAAAGCAACACAGAAAGCCAAAGGAGACCAUCUCUGUAAUCCCAGACACGGGGGAAGCCCAGGGCAAUGAAGGUGAGCACCAAGAGGAGGCCCCUACACCUGGAGACUCUGGGGAAGAGCACGUAGGCCAGGAGCGCCUAGCUCAUCUCCGAAGCCAGCUGCAAGCCCAGCUGUCCAGGGAGCAGCAGGAAGACCACAGCUCUGGCAGCCAGAUAAUUGAGCUGGUGGAGAAAGUCUUUCAUGGGGAGGUAGAAAAUGGAGAGGUGCCUGAAGAUGGCAGCAGUGACCCUGGAAGUACAGCAGGCAGCAUCUGUGCCACAUGCGGGCAACACAGCACCCCGGGGGGCUGCACCAAUGGGGUCCCUUCAGAGCUAGAGAAGAAGCUGAAGAAAGAGCUGACUGCACUGAGGGAAGACGUGACCGCUAGCAUCAAGGCCAUGAGGAAGGACAUGGCUGAGGAGCUGAAAAGCCUGCGUGAGGUCCUAAAAGCCUCUAGUGAGCAUCCUGCACUGCAGACCUCAGAGCUGAGCCCACUGGAAGAGCAGGAUGAGACCACAUCUGACCCUCUGAAGAGCCCUCACUACGGGGUCAGGCAGAGAGAAAAGCUCGGAGUCAAGCUCCCAGCCACUUUGGAGGAGAAGUACAAGUCCCGCUCGGUGCCCUCCCUCCACCCACUGCCUGGGCCCAGCCGAAACCAAGCCCUGCUCCGAGCCAUGACCACAAUUACAGCUAAAAAUGCCCUGACUGGCACCAUAGGGCCCAGAUCCAACUCCGACCCUGUGGAGCCACUGCCGAUAAAACACACCACUGUUCUGCCCCCAGCAAACCUCAAGCCCACACUCAAGAAGCACCCAAAGAAGGUCAUGACACCUUCAGGUGCCAGGAGCCAUCAGGAGAAUGAGAAACGUGGCAACAAGGUGACUGCCAGGAUGGUGACCCCUCACCCACCGCUUCACACUGAUGGCAAUCCUCACUGAGGAACCAGACAGCCAGGCUCGCACCCACCAAGGGGGACUGAAGCAAGAGUGCUAGGAACGACACCCAGUCAGUGAACUUCUCUUUUUCUGGAGAGACUGACAGCCUGCUUACAAAGCACCCCCCAAAUCCUGACUAACUGGAGAGGGUGGGAGGGGGAGAUCUCCCAGGCACUGUCCUAAUGGGAACACAGGAGCAUCCUACACAACACGAAUGCAAAAGCUGAGGCUCACCAGGCCAGCAGGGUUAAGAUGCACCCGUUUCCACAGCCAACACAGCACAGGACGGGGUAUUGUGACUCACUCCAUAUUAGACUGACUCCCCAGCCCAAACAGCCAGGCAUCUAUUUACAGCUGGGUCAACUGGGACAACUUUUGGCAUGAAUGUGGAGCAAGCUCUGCUCGAACGCACACACCUGCAGAGCUGUCUGGAAACAUGUUUACCGCUCGCACCCCACUUACAUAUUUGUGCAUGCCGUCCCCCCGACUGCCGCGACCACCGCAGAGCCAGAACUCGGGCAGCAGGAGAAUGGGCACGUUCUCGAGGAAGCCAGCACAGCAUGGCAAUUUGGAGAGACAAGUCUCACAGGAUUUGGUCACGGCUGCUUUGCGUCUGGUUGUAGUUCAGACAGAUUUACUUCUGCCAGAACAAGAAAUGCUGUAGCUUCGAGGGCUGCUUUCUCUGGAGUGGCAGUAAGUAAUGACUCGUCAGACUGAUUUUUUGGGGCAAAGUAGUGGCAUCUCUGCUUCCUUCUCUAGACAGUUUGAUGUAUAAAUAUGUACUGUGUAUUUGUUAAUUAGCACCUGAAACUUAAACACCUUUCAGUAAAGACAAGCUGAGGCUGCAAUAGCUGUUCAAUGCACAGUAACAACAUGGCACAUUGCCAGGUGUUACAGGACUGCGUAGUGCUGAUAUCUCAUCUGUAAAUAUACUUCAUUUCUACAGUAGCUUCCAGGCCCCCCUUAGGGUCAAAUUCCUGAAAGGCAAAGGCUCACAUGUACACCAGUAGCACACAGAGCUUCAUUGCACUACACCAGGACCACCAGAAGGUUGUGUAAAUGAAGCCUAAGCUUGCCUGGUAGAUUCUCAAGUCACAGAGCUGGUGUUGUGUUUAAAAUGAGAGAUGCUAAACCAAGAAAUGAUUUUUAAACCACAAGCCUUGCAGUCGCUGGGGAGAGACUCUCACUGCCAAGGGAAGGUUUUGAGGCAACAGAACAGGUAUCCAUCCGCCUGCUUAGACACAGGCUGCAGGUGAGUAGAGACCCAAACCCUCAGAUUGUAGCAUCCAUUUGGAAUGCAGGACACAGUCCAGACCUGAUGUUGUCUCAUUAAUAGGCCAAAUCCUGGAUUGGUCCAAACCCAAUAACAGGUCCAACCAAAACCAUGCCGAGGUCCCCAAGGGAUAGACUGAUCCAUACCCUGGGAACAUCUGGAAUCCAGACAUGGAUUCAAACCUUGUAGCCUAGCCCAUCCCCAGUGUAUAUUGUUAAUCACAUGCAUGUGGCGUUGUUACCAGGGAAGGGAGCUGCUGAGCAGCAGUGUUCUUGCAUUAAUAACGUGCUCAGGGGAUGCCUGAUUUCAGGGGCACUGAGUCACUGCAUCUCAGAGGGUAGAAUGCUUUGGUGGCUGCUGAUCAGGGGCAGAUAUACUUGGUCAGAUAUGGUUAUAGGGGAAAGCAGUAGAGGGGUUUCAGACAUCUUAAAGACAAGCAAUAAGGUAGGAAGAACCCCAGCUCAGCUAUGAGGGGUGAGGGCAAGCCAUCCUCUUUAAUUG
Alligator mississippiensis (American alligator) is the source of this 3024-nucleotide messenger RNA. RefSeq lists its product as uncharacterized. The coding region runs from base 159 to 1253 and encodes 364 amino acids. The transcript has a single exon. NCBI's taxonomy places the organism in Eukaryota, Metazoa, Chordata, Crocodylia, Alligatoridae. The record is from RefSeq and is a predicted model, not a curated record.